CUGCGUCUCACAACCCGCUCAGACACGAUCGCGACCAGACACGGUUUUGUGGGGAGAGUUUGCUCGCGUGUUCCUGUGUUUUGUUUGUUUUACUUUUUCGUUGCUUGUGCGUUAAAACAUCAACUGUGUGUGUGUGAGUGUUUUAUUUUACAGUUAAAAAUUGUGAAGUAACGCCCAAAGAGGAAAAAAUGGGCAUCGAAAAGGAAUUUAAUCUAGAGGAAGGCGCCGAACGGUUGAAGGACUGGAUUGCCACGCAACCCCAUCUGCCACAAAAUAUACAUCCAACUUUACUGCAGCGAUACAUUCACUCGACGCGUGGCGAUCUCGAGUAUGCAAAGAAGAUAUUUGUUCUCGGCUAUACCAUCCGGCAGAACAAUCCGGCCAUAUUCGAUAACCGUGAUCCGCUCAGCACCAAUGUGAUGAGCAUUUUAAAGUCCAUUGACAUGGUGCCCUUACCGACGGUGGCAGGAUGUGAGGAUAAAUUUAUCUACUAUCGUUUGGUAGAUUGUGAUCCGGAUAGGUUUGAUUUCAACGAUGUCAUUAAGACGUUUUUCAUCAUUGCCGAUCUUCGCAUGAUUCAACCGGAUGUGCCAAUGAACGAUGGUGGAGACGUGCCGAUUUUCGACAUGAAUGGCUUCACGCUUCGGCACUUGACCAAGGUCGUACUGUCGACGUUGCGCGUAUACAUGCGAUACACUCAGGAAGCACAUCCCGUGCGCCUGAAGGCCAUUCAUGUGAUCAACUGUACUCCUUUCCUGGAUCGGGUCAUGUGUUUGGUGAAACCGUUCAUGAAGAAACGUGUGGCCGACAUGCUACAUUUCCAUCUACCCAACUCUGAAACGAUCUAUGCACACCUUCCCAAAGCUGCCCUGCCGGACGAGUACGGUGGUGAUCAGUCGAUUAUUAAGCACAAGGAAGACUGGUUCAAUAGGAUCAAAUUGCACCGUGAUUACAUUAACGAUGCGAGCCGAUGGAAGAUUGACGAAACGCGCCGAAAUAAUGGCAAUGAUCUCUGCGGUACGCUGCGAAAGCUGGAAAUCGAUUAAUUCGAUGUUCGGUAACAAAAUGCUGCAAAAUGUUUAAAUGUUUUACUUGUAUGUUUGUACAUUUUUAUAUCGUUAUUCUAGAAUCUUGUUUGACAAGGAGAUAGUAUUAGGAGUGCAUUAUAAAAGGGAAAUUGUAAGGGAUUGUAAUGAAAUAAAAUGAGAUUUUUGUAACAUU
Anopheles stephensi (Asian malaria mosquito) is the source of this 1221-nucleotide messenger RNA. Its product is annotated as alpha-tocopherol transfer protein. NCBI's taxonomy places the organism in Eukaryota, Metazoa, Arthropoda, Insecta, Diptera, Culicidae. The coding region runs from base 189 to 1046 and encodes 285 amino acids. Gene Ontology annotation, molecular function: phosphatidylinositol bisphosphate binding. The record is from RefSeq and is a predicted model, not a curated record. The transcript has 8 exons. Gene Ontology annotation, cellular component: membrane.